Brienomyrus brachyistius is the source of this 3093-nucleotide messenger RNA. It is a transcript of the gene dusp11, whose product is annotated as dual specificity phosphatase 11 (RNA/RNP complex 1-interacting). Gene Ontology annotation, biological process: protein dephosphorylation. Bases 1494 to 2462 code for a protein of 322 amino acids. The transcript has 9 exons. The record is from RefSeq and is a predicted model, not a curated record. Gene Ontology annotation, molecular function: protein tyrosine/serine/threonine phosphatase activity; polynucleotide 5'-phosphatase activity. Lineage: Eukaryota; Metazoa; Chordata; Actinopteri; Osteoglossiformes; Mormyridae.
UGUGGGGUUUGGGAACUAUCCCAUCGAUUUUUGAUGCAUCUAAUCUUAGGUUUAUAGCGGAAUUAUAUAGAUUUGCUGUAGUAUUACGUGCGUGCGCGUCACGCCCUGAUGAAACCAUUCAAGAAAUAGUGCCAAACAUGCAUAAAUUUGCAUAAAAUGGCUAACUACCUUUUUCUGUAUUGGCACUGGAAAAGCCCUUCAAAUGUAUUGGAUAUAAAUGGUUUCUUGUAUUUGCCUUGGUUUUAGUUAGUUUGCAGUCUUAGUUAUUUUUCGUUGCUUAUGUAGUUCACGUUCAACGCUGGCGCAUGCGCAACUCUCAUCCACGGUUGACUCGCUGAUCAGAUGCUGUCUGUCACCCGAGUUAUGCUGCGUCCCAUUUGAACUUAAAAUUUCAACUGGAACACCGCCUGAAAUUGGAUUUUUUUUUUUACUUUACAGAACAAUUAUAAAAGCAAUAUUCAUAUACACCCAGAGAUAAUACACGACACAUAAAGCAGCUCAUACAACAUGAUAAUAUUCACAAAGGACUUUUUGAAACAAUAUCAUUAUUACAAUUGCUUUUCUGUCUUUAGAAAAUUUAUUUAGAUUCGUUAGGUCUACUUUGAAAACCUACUAUGUUUAUCGGAGUAACUUGUCGGAUUGAAGAUAGUCUGGGUAAAAUGUAAGUGAACGAACAUAAAGCCCAUUUAAACUGUGAUACCUUAAAUCCGACAAGUUACCCCGAUAAGCCAGUAGCCCCGCUUUGUAGUACAGGCUACUGGACUGUUUCAGAAUGCAGAAUUUCUUGCUUAGCCGGAUAACUUGUCGGAUUUAAAGUUGUCCGGACUAAAUGUAAGUGAACAAUGAUGAAGGUCAUUUAAACUGGGGUACCUUAAAUCCGACUUUUAAACUUAAAAGUUUUAUCCAGCUAAGCUAAAAACACCUUGCUUUUUGAAGCAGGUCUCCGGUAGAGCUUAACGCAUUUCCGCUCUGCUAGAGUAACUCGGGUGUGACGUCAUCCGUGGCUCCGGCUUCCGAGGUUCCCAGUCCAGCCACAUCAUGGCUACUUCCGCUUCCGGGUCUCUCCCCCUCUACCCUACCGGCUUCGUAAGCGUUUAGUUUGUAGUUUAUAACCUGUUAUUAUCGGUCCACGUUUGUGACUGGAUAGUGCAGUUAUGGAUGUGAGCGGCGCAAGACGGGGAGCAUUUUGAUAUGUCUCCAAAGUACCGAAAGUCCGUCUAUUGAGGCGACGCACCCGGUCAGCGUUCGUCUCAGGGUGCCGUUUCGGUCUUGCCGACUUCCCCGCGUUUACCGGGUCACGACGAAGGCCGACCAAACCUAUCCGGACUUAUCAGGUACGGGGUUACUGUGGUGGUCAGAAAGCCGCAGCGGGGCGCGAUUCGCUGGGCCGGAGCACCAGGCCGCUUCCAGGUUACUUUGGACUUUGCUUUAGUCAUUUUUCUGGAAACAGAUCGUCCUGUCCAGGUUGGAAUUUUUAAAAAGUGUGGAUAGAAAUGGCUUACAAGAAGAAAAGGGGUAUUCCGGACAGGUGGACUGACUACCAGGCACUGGGGAAACGGAUCCCUGGGACACGAUUCAUCGCCUUCAAGGUUCCCCUGCAGCAGUCCCUAAUAAGACUCCUGCCCGCCUCUGAGGCCUUUGGGCCUUUAGAACUGCUACGUUUGCUGGAAGAAGACAAAGAGGAACUGGGCCUCAUCAUUGACCUUACAUUCACCACGCGAUACUACAAGUCUCAGGACCUCCCCUCGAGUGUGCACUACCUUAAGAUCUACACUGCCGGACAUGAGGUACCAAGCGACUCGGUCAUCCUAAGCUUCAAACGAGCAGUGCAAGCCUUUCUUCGGGAGAAUAAAAGCAAUGACAGGUUGAUUGGAGUUCACUGUACCCAUGGACUGAACCGAACAGGUUAUCUGGUUUGCAGGUACCUCAUUGACGUUGAUGGGAUGGACCCUGGCAAAGCUAUAGAAUUGUUCAAUAGGUCCAGGGGCCACUCUAUAGAGAGGGAGAAUUACCUCCAGGAUCUGUGUUGUGGGCCAAAAAGAAGUAACCAGGGUAUGGAAGACCCGGACCAGGAGCCUGUCCAGGGAAAAGCAAACCCAAGGGGAGCUUAUUCACCCAGACCCUGCCCCCCAAGGGACAACGGGGAAGCAGCACUUGCCAUGGGUCCCCACCAUGACUACUACAUGCCUCCCCAUCAGACUACUAGGCUGUGGGGCCACCCCAGUCCCCUUCUGCCACCGCCAGGUCCGCUACUCCCGAUGCCAACUACAGAACUCUUCCACUACAUGCCACAUUGGGGAGGAGGGCUCCCAUUCCACUCGCACAGCCCAUUUCCGUACCCAGUGCUGCCCCGCUAUUCGUGGUCGGGACCUGGCAGACCUUUUCCACCUCUUCCUUUGGAUGAGCCGCAGAAACAUCAUACAACUGGCCGUACGAAGCAUCGGCAGAGGAAGCGGCAUUGAUGGGGAGGGACCACUGACAUCUCUGUGCUGAGCCUCUUCUCAAUGAGUAGCUUGAUUGUGGAGCUUCGCUCAAAAGGUCUGAAGGUUUUGGAUUGUUCCUGAAGACCAGAGUGGAGUGGUUCUUUGAAAGGGUGUCCAACUUCCUUUGGUUGAUUUUUUUUUAAAAUUUUUUUUUAUUAUUUUUAUUUUUUAGACCAUUAAUUGCUUAAUAUAUUUUACUUUACCGCAUGUAAAACUGGUUGUCAAAUGGAUUUGGAUUAUUUGCAGUGCCAAGUGUUAUAUACCUGUUUUUUACAUGAAUGUUGGAGUUUUGGAUUUUUGGUCUUAAAGGAAUGUUUGCAAAGUGCUUAAUUUUUAAUUGGUCAUAUACGAUUAUUUUAAUGGACUUGGGCUGUUUCUCUGGAAUGUAUCCAAAAAAUGGUUUAAUCUGGUAAUAUGUGAAUGCCUCUUAUGUGUGUUUAACGGCGGGCAGGCCUUUGGACACAUCUCCAGUUAUCCAGUGUGUGCAGGUAUAACUAAGGUUUUACUUUUUACAUGGUUAACUACUCUGAAGAAGUAAGGCUUCUGCUCUUUCGUUAAGUGUAGUCUGUGACUAUGGGAUACUGACAUAUAAAACCUGCUGUUCAGUAAA